This is a messenger RNA of Diachasma alloeum, 1647 nucleotides long. RefSeq names its product proline-rich protein 4 (gene Vajk4). Bases 232 to 1410 code for a protein of 392 amino acids. The transcript is spliced from 2 exons. The record is from RefSeq and is a predicted model, not a curated record. Lineage: Eukaryota; Metazoa; Arthropoda; Insecta; Hymenoptera; Braconidae.
CACAUUUCCCAAUCGUAAAAUUGUAUCCUACUCUUACGAAUCGAAUGAGCGCUUUAGUUUCGAUAUUUUAACACCGGCAAAUAAACAUGUAUGAAACAUAUAAUAUAAGCGAUGAGGUGCAGGGAAAGUGCCAGGCUAUUAUGCCGUUGGGUAUAUAAGGCUGGGACGUAGAAAACGAAGCGGUUCAGUCAGUGGUUAAGCGCCACACUAAAAACACACGUAAGCCGCAGAAUGAAAACGAAGAUUCAAUUAGCCCUUGUGGCGCUUCUGGCACUCUCUCAGAGUACCUGGGUGUACUGCGAGGAGACAGCUGCCUCGAAGAAGAUCGAGGAUUCAUCGGUGGAGGCUGCCGAAUCAGUAGCCGAGAAGAAGACCGAAAAGCGUGGGCUCGGUCACAGUUACGGCGAUUUUGGUGGUAGUUACGGGGGUGGAUAUGGCGGUGGUUACGAGUCACACGGACACGAGGAGCACGUUAAAACCGUGACAAUUGAGAAGAAAAUUCCAGUGCCGGUUGAAGUAACGAAACACGUACCUUACCUGGUGGAGAAGCCAGUGCCUUACGAGGUCAAAGUGGGUGUUCCACAGCCCUAUACCGUGGAGAAGCACGUCCCCUACCCUGUUAAAGUAUUCGUCAAAGUACCUGUUCACGUGCCCCAGCCGUACACCGUUGAGAAAAAAGUACCAUACGAAGUUAAAGUGCCUGUUGACAGGCCGUACGAGGUCAAGGUUCACGUGCCCCAGCCGUACGUAGUCGAGAAGCACGUUCCAGUACCGGUCAAAGUACCCGUUCCACAGCCGUACACCGUUGAGAAGCACGUGCCUUAUCCCGUCAAAGUGAAGAUUCCGGUACCAGCGCCCUAUCCAGUGGAGAAGCCAGUGCCUUAUGAAGUCAAGGUACCAGUUGACAGACCAUACCCAGUACAUGUACCAAAACCAUACCCAGUUACUGUUGAAAAACCGUACCCAGUACCUGUUGACAAACCAGUACCAUACGAGGUUAAAGUACCAGUUGACAGACCAUACCCAGUCCCUGUGGAGAAGCCCUAUCCAGUACCAGUCAAAGUGCACGUACCACAGCCGUACACUGUCCACAAACACGUACCGGUACCAGUUGAGAAACCCUAUCCAGUACCGGUUAAAGUACCCGUUGACAAGCCAUACUUUGUCGAGAAGGAAGUACCAGUACCUGUUGAAAAGGAGGUGCCGGUUCCCGUCAAAGUUCCAGUUCAUGUACCUGUUCAUGUGCACCAUGAAGAGCAUCAUGGACAAUACGGUGGAGAGCACGGUGAUAUCGGUGGGGGUGAUUUGGGCGGUGAUCACAGCGGUGGCUACGGCGGUGGCUACGGCGGUGGCCACGGCGGUUUCCAACCGUCCUACGGGUCUGAGGGUGGCGAGUACCAUCAUCAUUAAUAAAAAUUGUGUUUAUCUUUUAUUGUUAAAUUUGAAAUUUUAAGAGCUUCUGUACCUUGAUCACUUCGCACUAUUAUCUCGAAGAUUCUGUUACAUGUGAUAAAUAUUUUCAUGUACUGAGGAAUGAGGGAGGAAACUCAGCUCCUCCUGCGUCUCUCCCUGUGUCUCUCUUCUCUCAAUUAUGUAAUAUAACUCGUAGGCAAAUGAUGUGUCAACAAACUGAGCUCCAAAGGAUGA